AUGGUGCCCUCCAUGUUGAAGAAAAUGAAGGUUAAAAGUCAUCGUCAAGCUCAGGCAAUGGUCUUCAUCCUCAUCUUGGGAGUUGCUCGCCUGCUUCUGGAAUAUGCCAGGCUUCCCGGGAGCUCACCUUCUGUGGGCAAAAUGAGGAUCACAUAUGAGCCUAUGUUGGCAGGGACCUCCGAUCGUUUUUCAGAAGUUAAGGAGCACUGUACUAUUGUUGCAAGUGAAGCAUCUUCAUAUCCGCUUGAUGGAAGUUGGUGGUUUCCAAGCGAACUAUCUCUUCGAUUUUCUGGAGAAUGGGAGCAGAAGGGAUCUGUGCCUCUUUUGUCUUUACAUUCCGGAAAGGACGACAACAUUUUCAAAGUGGCUUCUUUAUUACUAAUUACCCACAGCUCAGAUUUCCAGGCUGAACGCAAAACCAAAGUUGCGAAUCUCACCGCAUCUCUAUGCUUGCACAUAUCCAAUAGUAAGACCUGGAUAGACUCUGAAAAUCAGCCGGGCAUAACUGAUCUUUGCAUAUACUUCCAAGGAAUCUAUGCAGAAACAAAUAGCGGAGAACAGAAGCUGUGUAUGUUGGGUCGAGCGAAGAUGGCCCUGCGGGAUAGUAAUGUUUCUGUUCGCUCGGAAUGGUCUGGGCCUUCUUUGGUUGAAGAUGAUAAAAUUCUACUUCACCUGCAGAUUCCGCCUUGCAAUGGGCUAACCGGUGGAAAGAUUGUUGGGCGAUUGGCAAGCUUCCAUGUUUCAGAUCAUCCCAUGUUCUUUGAUCCUGUCGAUGUUAACUUCCCAUUGGAUUACUCGCCGCCCUACAAAUUCAUUACAGACAGCAUGGUGGAAAGUGCCUGCAGUGCAGAGGUUCAUGAAAAUAAGUUCACAGAUCUGGAAUUGUACAAGGGGAAAACUCAAUGCUGCGAAUUAAUAAGGUCAAUAUUGGAGUAUUGGACUUUGGAGGGAAUACCAAAUUGGCAAUGCAAGGGCCCAGUAGAGUAUUGUAACAGGGUUGGUCCUUUCUCCAAUCAAGAGGGCUUCAGCAACUGCGGGAUUAUUAUUCGAAGUUUUCAAUGCUUUGAAUUCGAUGAAAAUUCAGAUAUCAAUAUCAGUGCAACUAUUGGUGUUGUGCCUGAAGUAGACAACACCGGGAGAUCUGGAUUAGAAUCAGUCCGAGAGGACCAAAACACAAUGUGGAUCCAAGGAAAAUGGAGAAAAGCAUCCCCAGGUAAGAUUUGUAUGGUGGGAUGCUUUGCAUCUACCCCUACCCCUACUUGUGAUUUUCUAGUCUGUCUCUACAUUCCAAAAUCUCUUUCACUCAAGCAGCGCAAUAUGGUAGUGGGUUUUAUAUCUAGCAUUCAUAGGGACUCCAAGGCCUUUUAUCCUCUUUCCUUUGAGCACCCAAUACAGCCUCGUAUAUCUCUGCCUUAUGGUCUCUACGAUGAAAUGUCAUACCAUUACGCCAAGAAUAAUAUUGCAGAGUCUGUCUUGGAGAGAAAAAAUUCAAAGAGUCUGGGUAAUCUGAUACGGUGGCAUCUAUUCAAGUAUCCCUGGAAGGAAAUAGGACAAUCGAGGGAUAGGUUAUAUGUCUUGGGUAGAGACCUUUCAGUGCAUUCAACCAUCGCUUCGAGCGGAGUAAACUCAAAUACUAUGAUGAAUUUGGAUAUCAUAGCUAUGGACAAGUUUGUGGGGAUGGAUUUAUCAGAUACAUCACAUGGUUUUAACUAUGCACGAGAAUCGUGCCCCUUGAAGCAAGAGCAAAUCUCUCAAGAGGAAAGCCCGUUUCUCAAAGUGGCAGCACAGCUCAAAUUGGACGGAUUUUUUCCUACAUUGUUUAAGCUAUCCAUCGAGGGUGUGUACGAUCCGCAAGGAGGCCAGAUGAGUCUUGUAGGCUGCCGGGAUAUUCGGGAUCAGAGAGAAAUUCUUCACAGCAAUACCAGUAUAGAUGUAGAAGAUGGUCUGGAUUGUCAAAUUGAACUAAAAUUACAAUACCCACCAACUAAUUUCAAGCUUUUGAUAGAUAGGUCUGUCAAAGUGUCAAUCAGGAGCAACAGAACAGAGAGCGAUCCGCUCUAUUUCAAGCCAGUGCAGUUCCAUACAGGACAAAUUUUGUACAUUGGAGAGACAGCAGAAGCUAUUCCUCGCAGAAUUUUGGAGCCAGUGCUCAACAUUUUGUCUCUCUGCCUUGCAACUGCCUGUAUAGCGAGUCAAUUGGAGUAUGUUCUGCACAAUGCACAAGCAGCUGCAUACAUUUCACUCUUGAUGGUGGGCACCCAAGCUCUGGGUUUCGGUAUUUCUCUCACAACUGGGAUAGAUCACUUCUAUUUUGCAAGCUCAGAUUCUUCUUCCAAAGAGGGACAUUAUACCUGUUCAAUGGAAGAAAACCUUUCUUCGCUGUUUGAUGUCCUAAUCAAUGCCAUGCUAUUGAUUGCAUUUACCUUCACAGUAAGACUUUUCUAUACAGUUUGGCAAUCUCGUCUUCGUCUCAGCAAAGUACCAAGCGAAAAAUGGGUGCUUCUCUGGUGCGGAGUUAUGUACGCCAUUGGUUUUGUCAUCGAGAUUUGUAUUGGCAUUUCUAAACCCUACUGUAAUACUGUAACCCGAUUCGGCGGUAGAGCCCAUGUGAAGAUGGAUUGGAAGGAGAUUGUUAGGCCAUAUGUGGGAUUGUUUCAGGACUUUUUUUUGCUUCCUCAAGUUUUGUGGAUUUCUGAAUGGAAAUAUAACGGUGAACCUGUGAGGAAAUUUUAUUACCUUGGGAUCACUACUCUGUGCCUCCUUCCUCAGAUAUAUUGUUAUUUGUACAAUCCCCAUUCCCAGCAUGAAAAUGUAAGAUUUGGCUCGAUUUCCGCCGUGGUUUUUGCGGCCAUCGUUUACCUCCGCCAAACUGGAUCGAAAGACAAAUGGCUUAGGAAAUAUGGCCAAAAAACGAAAUCCCCCCUAAAAGAGACAAAAGAAAGGAGGUCUGGUGGCUGUUCGGGUAGAGGUGGCCAGGGAGCAGCACUCCCGGUGGUGGCCUGGUGGUGCUUCGGUGGUAGGCUGUUGUUUUUGGUGGAGCCUGAGUGGCCGAUAGGCUAUGCAGUGGUUUUCAGUGGCAGGGUGGCUAGGCGGUGGAGGAGGUCGGGCCGGGCGGUGGCCGCUGGGGUGGCGAUUCGUGGCGACGGAGGAGGCCGAGUAAGGCGGAGGCUGCUGGGGCGGCGGGCCAUGGUGGCGGAGUUGCAAGGGGCUGCGACAGGUGGAGCAGGGCCAGGCGGUGGGGGUCGUGCUGCAAGUGGUGGCCGAGUGAGAGUAGGGCCACCGGGGGCCGGAGGGAGCCUGUCAGCGGAGAAGUUGGGGAGGCCACCGGAAGGGAGGAAGCCGACAAUGGUAGGGCCGGGCCCGCAUGGAUGGUGA
This is a messenger RNA of Cryptomeria japonica (Japanese cedar), 3375 nucleotides long. RefSeq lists its product as uncharacterized. Lineage: Eukaryota; Viridiplantae; Streptophyta; Pinopsida; Cupressales; Cupressaceae. The record is from RefSeq and is a predicted model, not a curated record. The transcript is spliced from 2 exons. Bases 1 to 3375 code for a protein of 1124 amino acids. Gene Ontology annotation, cellular component: intracellular membrane-bounded organelle.